Messenger RNA from Plenodomus lingam JN3, 1878 nucleotides. RefSeq lists its product as uncharacterized. The record is from RefSeq and is a predicted model, not a curated record. Lineage: Eukaryota; Fungi; Ascomycota; Dothideomycetes; Pleosporales; Leptosphaeriaceae. Gene Ontology annotation, cellular component: nucleus. Gene Ontology annotation, biological process: mitotic recombination; double-strand break repair via homologous recombination; double-strand break repair via single-strand annealing.
AUGCCUGCGCCAGGCGACCAAUACGUAGGCGGCCACGUCAAGAACCCGUUUGAAGAACGCGUCGUCAGCGGCUUCACGGCGAGCGAAAUCGCAACUCUACAGAGCAGACUGAAUAAGCAACUCGGGCCCGAGUACAUCUCCCAGCGACCGGGCAAUGGCGGCGGCAAGGUGGCGUAUCUCGAGGGGAACAAGGCUAUCGCCCUGGCCAACGAGGUGUUUGGCUUCAAUGGCUGGUCGAGCUCGUUGGGCCAGGUGCAGAUUGAUUAUGUGGAUGAGCUUCAGAAUGGAAAGGUUAGUUUGGGGUUGUCGAUUGUUGUGAGGAUUACGCUGAAGGAUGGGACGUAUCAUGAGGAUAUUGGCUACGGCUCGAUAGAGAACGGCAAAGGCAAGGCGGCAUCCUUUGAAAAGGCAAAGAAAGAGGCGGCUACAGACGGACUCAAGCGAGCGCUGCGUACCUUUGGCAACGUGCUUGGAAACUGUCUAUAUGACAAGCAAUACCUCAAGAAGGUUCAGUCGAUGAACGUCAAGCCCAUCAAGUUUCAAGAAGACAACUUGUACCGGCAUACGGACUUUGCCCCACCACCACCUGCUGCUGCGCCAGAAGAUCAAGCAUUGGUCAAACGCGAGCCGGAAAAGUCACCUGUACGGCCGAAUCAAGUCUUGAGGACGCGGACCGACCACCUGAAUGAAUCAUUCUCGGCCGACUUUGAUGAUGAGACGGAUGAGAAUUUGUUUGACGGCGUGGAUGUUGCACAGGAGAACGAAGGAAAGGCUUCGUUUGAGUCUACAUCGGCAACAGAAUCUGCAGUGCCCAAGGCUAUUGCCGCAGCCAGACCGAAUGGUACAUCUUCGGCUCGUACCUCACCUACACGUAACACUGGACCUCCUCGCCAGCCUCCACAACGACCGCCGAUGGCCCAAGCAGGGAGAGGUCAAGCACCACCACAACAUCAUCAAAAUUCAGGGCCGAGACGGCCAGCUCAGCCCAUGCAGAAUCAACGGCAACCGCAGACUCCUGGUCAACAGAACCCACAUCGGCCUGCUCAGGGACGUGGCCAAAUGCCUCCACCUGCAGGCGAGAAUGCAGUUCCUCCCAGAGUACCAGUCCAACAAAGCAAUGCCCAACAUCCACCUCAAAACCAACCUCUCCGACCCACCCCUCCUCAGGCACAACAAGGGACGAAUCAAAAUCGGCCAGCACCACCUGCGCAAGGCCCCAACACCCCCGUAGCGAACUCGACAAACAACACCGCCCGGCCCCCCGUAGGCUUCGCAACCGCCCGCGCCGCCGAACUCAUUCAAAAAUCCGAGACAACACCCGCACACGUCCACGCCUUCAAUCCAAAAGUCGAAUCCCCAAUCCCAAAGGACAAACGCACCCCCGGCGUCGAUUCCAACCGCAGCGCCCCCAUCAAGCGUGAAGCCGUUGGCGUAGCACCUGCGCCUGCACCUCCUCCCGGCCCCCCUGCCGCUUCCAGCAGUGCACGCCCCGGUCCUGGGAAUGCCAGUGCCAACGGGAGUGGCCCCGGCCCCGUCACCACCUUCCAGCGCGCCAACGCCAAUAUAGUCAACCCCCAUCUCGACGCCAACCGUCGCAUCGGCGCUCCCAGCUACGCAGUCAGUCCCAGCGCGCAUCGCGGCGCCUACAAACCCCCUAGUUUUUCCUCGCAUCUUGCUCCCCUUCCUCUUCCUCCUCCUCCUACUUCUACUUGGGCUCUUGCGGGCGCCAAGAGACCUGCGCUGCAGGACGUUAGUAAUCAGACUGCGCGUGGGCAGGCUGGGGUGGCUGGGGCGGUGGCUGAGGGGCCGGAGGUUAAGAGGAGGCGUGUUGAGGGGGAGGGGGAGGGGGAGAAUGGGACAGAUGGGGUGGCUGUUUAG